This is a messenger RNA of Perca flavescens (yellow perch), 2194 nucleotides long. RefSeq names its product ring finger protein 181 (gene rnf181). The transcript has 6 exons. Gene Ontology annotation, biological process: protein ubiquitination. The coding region runs from base 118 to 591 and encodes 157 amino acids. NCBI's taxonomy places the organism in Eukaryota, Metazoa, Chordata, Actinopteri, Perciformes, Percidae. The record is from RefSeq and is a predicted model, not a curated record. Gene Ontology annotation, molecular function: ubiquitin protein ligase activity. Gene Ontology annotation, cellular component: cytoplasm.
GAUUGGACAAAGUGUCACGUGUGUAAAUCGUCAUACCCGGAAGAAUGACAAUGGUUAUCGGUGCUGACAUUUCUGGUAUCUUACUGCAAAGAGGACACAAACGUUGGCGGGACCAAAAUGGCAUCCUACUUUGAUGAGCACAACUGUGAGCCCACCAACCCCGAGGAACAGUAUCGCCAGAAUGCACUGCUGGAAUUGGCCAGGUCUUUAAUGCAGGGCUUGGACUUAUUUGACUCGGGGGCGUACGACCUGUCAGACUGGGACCACCGUCUUCCUCCUCCAGCUGCCAAAACGGCUGUUCAGACCCUCACCGUGGUCGUCAUUUCUCCAGAGCAAGCAGACAAAGGUCUCAAGUGUCCCGUGUGUUUGCUGGAGUUCGAGGAACAAGAGACGGUUCGAGAAAUGCCUUGCAAACACCUUUUCCACGCAGGAUGUAUACUGCCCUGGUUGGGCAAGACUAACUCCUGUCCGCUCUGCCGCCUUGAAUUACCAACUGACAAUCCGGAGUAUGAGGAGUUUAAAAAAGACAAGGAGAGAAGAAGACAGAGGGAGCACAGGCUGGAAGACCUACACGGAGCCAUGUACACAUGACGUGACAGUGCUGCGGUGCAAAGUUUGUGGAACAGUGACAUUUUACAGAAAAAAAAAAGCUUCAGGAAAUGCAUAAUGAUGCAUUCAUGCCAUUUCGUAUAGAAUGCAAUUUCAAGCACAACAUUUUUCUUUUACAAGAAAUUGUCCAUUGCUGGCAGCUCCAUCUAAAAUACGAAUAUGUAACACAACAAAAAAAAAUAACCGGAAUCCGGUGUGACCACAAAGCUAGCGCUUGUGGUAACCAUUUGUGGAGUAAUAUGUGACCGCUACUAUUAAGAGUAACAGGGUUUUCCUAUUCUUUCCGGCAUGGCGUGAAUGCAGCAUAAGCAACGGGAUCAUUAAAAAUGCUUAUCUUUAAGUUGGAUAAAUGCUCUUUUCUCACUAGUUAGGAUGAAUAUAUUUAAAGAUGAAUUAUGCUGUUUACAGCAGCCCUAAAGCAUUUCUGUUAAGUCCAUUUAUUCCUUCUUUUUAAUAUAAAUCUGAGCUUUAAACGCACAAAAAACAUCUGUUCAGCUAUGUUUGUCUAAUAUGAAUUAUUCAAAGAUGUGAAUAUUUAAGUGACUCCUUUUGUUUUUCUAGAAAAAUGUUUAAAUCUGAGAAGAAAGUGUGCAGUAUAAAUGGUACACAUUUACAUAAAUUCUAGUCACUCAUUAAAAAAAAAAUAAAGCAGCAGAAGCCGAGAUGUCCAAGGUUCUGAAACCUACACUUUUCAUUUUAUGUUAGACCAUCCGUGCCUGGUAAAUACCCACAUCUUUCAAACUCCAUGCCCCCCCGGUGUUACACGGGCUCUAUUUACGUUUUUAAGUCUCUAAUCUGAGGGACAAACUGGACAGAGCUUUUUCUAGAGCCAAAAAUGUACAACUUGUUUCCCUGGCUGAGUAGUUCUCAUGCUGAGGAAACCAACCUUUGUGUAAUAAUGGUUGGAGUUCCCCUUUAAUUUGUCUCAUGUCGUUUUGACGUUUGAGAAAGCAUCUCGUCUUCUUGCCUAGACAGCGGAACAAUUAGUAACAUCACCAGGAUGGGCUGGAUCGGAUUCUUCUACAGCACAUGUUGGUUUAUACACCUUCCAUACCACAGCAAUAAUCUGGGAAAACCCCAUGUCUGCUGUUGGUGCACAUGUGCUAACCCACAAUAUUGGACCUGCUGACCUUACACUGCUCUGCUUGGGGGGGGUGGAGGGUGGGCAUUCUAACCAGCAGUAUGGAUGGAUGUAUGCAAGUUCACCAAACAAUUCUUUGUUGUCUGCUUUGCCAAACUUUUCCAUUUCUGCUUGCCUAUAUCUAUCUAUCUAUCUAUCUAUCUAUCUAUCUAUCUAUCUAUCUAUCUAUCUAACCCCCAAAGACUAUUAACCAUAAUUUAGGAUUACUAUGGUUAAUAGUAUUCCACACUGUAUAACAAGUACUGUAUGCUCUUAACAGGAAUUUACUGAUAAUUUGGUUGUGUAUAAGUUCAUAAGAUUUCAGUUUAAAAAAAAAACAACCCAUGCAAAACAAUAAUUUAUCAUUUUUAUUUCAUAUUUGAAUAUAAAUCUCUGUCAAAUGAAAAUACCUAAAUGAUAGACAAAUCAUACAUAUUUAUAGAAUUUAUAAAAAGGAAACAAUAA